UCGUCAAGAUCAGGGCAAAAGGAAGAAAACACCGAAUUCUGCUUGCCGUUUCAGAGCGGCGGUGAUGAAGACAAAAUUGAACAUUUACAACAUGCAGUUGCUGCUUUUUGUUUUCUUGGUGUGGGACCCUGCCAGGUUGGUGCUGGCUAACAUCCAAGAAGAUGAGGCUAAAAAUAACAUUACCAUCUUUACAAGAAUUCUUGACAGACUUCUGGAUGGUUACGAUAAUCGGCUUAGACCAGGACUGGGAGGAAUAUACAAUUGAUGUUUUCUUUCGACAAAAAUGGAAAGAUGAACGUUUAAAAUUUAAAGGUCCUAUGAACAUCCUUCGACUAAACAAUUUAAUGGCUAGCAAAAUCUGGACUCCAGAUACCUUUUUUCACAAUGGGAAAAAAUCAGUAGCUCAUAAUAUGACAAUGCCAAAUAAGUUACUUCGAAUUCAGGAUGAUGGGACUCUGCUGUAUACAAUGAGGCUUACAGUUCAAGCUGAAUGCCCAAUGCACUUGGAGGAUUUCCCAAUGGAUGCUCAUUCAUGUCCUCUGAAAUUUGGCAGUUAUGCAUAUACAACUUCAGAGGUCACUUAUAUUUGGACUUACAAUGCAUCUGAUUCAGUACAGGUUGCUCCUGAUGGCUCUAGGUUAAAUCAAUAUGAUCUGCUAGGCCAAUCAAUUGGAAAGGAGACAAUUAAAUCCAGUACAGGUGAAUACACUGUAAUGACAGCUCAUUUCCACUUGAAAAGAAAAAUUGGGUAUUUUGUGAUUCAGACAUACCUGCCUUGCAUCAUGACUGUCAUUCUCUCCCAAGUUUCAUUCUGGCUUAACAGAGAAUCUGUGCCUGCAAGAACUGUGUUUGGAGUAACAACUGUCCUAACAAUGACAACUCUAAGCAUCAGUGCUCGGAAUUCUCUCCCCAAAGUGGCUUAUGCCACUGCCAUGGACUGGUUUAUUGCUGUUUGUUAUGCAUUUGUGUUCUCUGCCCUAAUUGAAUUUGCAACUGUUAAUUACUUCACCAAAAGAGGAUGGGCUUGGGAUGGGAAGAGUGUAGUAAAUGACAAGUCCCCUUCAAUAAAAGCUGAAGGCAUUAUAUUAACAUACAACUCAGUGAAAGCAAUUCUUCAACGAGCUAAGCUAAUGUGGUCCAAGUAUAUAGCUUUCUCAUGGCCCAGUUUAUUCCAAGAAAGGACUUUAGAGUACUUAGAGAAGUGGAUGGACUGGUUAACCUUCAGAGAAUCUUCUAAAAAAGAAAAGGCUUCCGUUAUGAUACAGAACAAUGCUUAUGCAGUGGCUGUUGCCAAUUAUGCCCCGAAUCUUUCAAAAGAUCCAGUUCUUUCCACCAUCUCCAAGAGCGCAACCACGCCAGAACCCAACAAGAAGCCAGAAAACAAGCCAGCUGAAGCCAAGAAAACUUUUAACAGUGUUAGCAAAAUUGACAGAAUGUCCAGAAUAGUUUUUCCAGUUUUGUUUGGUACAUUUAAUUUAGUUUACUGGGCUACAUAUUUAAACAGAGAACCUGUAUUAGGGGUCAGUCCUUGAAUUGAGACCCAUGUUAUAUUUGGGAUAUAUAGCAACAUUAAAUUUGGUUUGUUUUGCUAUGUACAGUCUGACUAAUAACUGCUAAUUUGUGAUCCAAUAUGUACAGUAUGUAUAUAGUGACAUAGUUUACCAGUAGACCUUUAAUGGAGACAUGCAUUUGCUAAUUCAUGGAACUGCAGAUGGAAAACACUCCAUGCCAAAACAGCCAUUGCCUUUUUAAAAGAUUUACCCUAGGACCUGAUGUAAAGUGAAUUUCAGAUGACCUGAUUUAUUUCCUAUUCUUCUAAUAGAGAUGAAAAUGGGGAUCCUGUACGACCUUUUGUGGACCCUUUUGGUUUAGUUCUUAAAUAGGAGUACUUUCUACUCUUGCUUGGUUAUGAUGGAAGAUAACAUUGUCAUUCCUAGAUGAAUUAUUUGAAGUAACAAACAUUGUAUCUGCAACAUCAGCUCCGUUCAUGAAUGCUCAGAGUCCCUGCUAUUGUAACUGGAAGCUUGGCACACAUAAGAAAAACUAGAGAUUUGAAAUUGGCUUUUAAUUACUCUGUAUAGUAUCUAUAGCCAUGAACAUAUUACAGCAUGACAAGCUCAAAUAAUUUUGAGUCAGCCCAAUAGGAUGUUAAUUAUGCCUACGAUUUAGUAACUAUUGGAGUGUCAUGGUCAUUACACUUUUAGCUUCAGAGUUUAUUUGAAAGUAAUAAUUGAAAUCCUACAAUUAAUUUUAAUCAUUGGAAGCUACCUUAAUU
Molecule: messenger RNA, 2275 nt
Organism: Piliocolobus tephrosceles (Ugandan red Colobus)
Lineage: Eukaryota; Metazoa; Chordata; Mammalia; Primates; Cercopithecidae
Gene: GABRA2
Product: gamma-aminobutyric acid type A receptor subunit alpha2
Exons: 10
Coding region: 162-1532 (456 amino acids)
Biological process (GO): chloride transport; monoatomic ion transmembrane transport; gamma-aminobutyric acid signaling pathway
Cellular component (GO): membrane
Molecular function (GO): GABA-A receptor activity; extracellular ligand-gated monoatomic ion channel activity
Source: RefSeq, a predicted model, not a curated record